AUGACGGGAGCCGAGCAUCGCUACAAUCCAGUCAAAAAAGAAUGCCUUGCUUUGGUGUUUGCUGUCCAAAAGAUGCGACAUUACCUAGUCGGACAAAUAAUUCAUGUCAUCUCUAAGGUAAACCCAUUGAGAGUGCUUAUGAAGAAACCAUCUUCACUGAAUUGUCAAUUAGCAAAAUGGGCAAUUCUCCUGUCACAGUAUGACAUGCAGUUCAUGCCCCAGAAGGCUGUUAAAGGUCAAGCUGUAGUUGAUUUCCUAGCUGAUCAUCUGGUAUCGGGAUUAUCUAAGUUGUAUGAAGACUUACCUGACGAAGUCGCUGAAUCUUGCGUAGCCCAAGAAGUUAUGCAAGUAUGGAAGUUAUUCUUUGAUAGUGCAUCCAGAGUAAACCCUCAUAGCGCAAUUACCGCGGGAGUAGGAGUAGUAUUCAUCUCUCUAAAUAGUCACGUGAUUCCAAGAGGAUUUUCUCUGAUCGAACCCUGCACCAACAAUGUAGCUGAGUAUAAUGCUCUACUAUUAGGGAUGCAAUUUGCUGAGGAGCUUAACAUUCAACACCUCGAAGCAUACGGUGACUCUCAGCUCAUCGUAAAUCGAUUCUGUGGAGAAUACAAAGUACGCAAUGAGGAUUUACUCCCAUAUUACUUUGUGGUCCUAGAACAAGAAUGA
Molecule: messenger RNA, 663 nt
Organism: Asparagus officinalis (garden asparagus)
Lineage: Eukaryota; Viridiplantae; Streptophyta; Magnoliopsida; Asparagales; Asparagaceae
Exons: 1
Coding region: 1-663 (220 amino acids)
Molecular function (GO): nucleic acid binding; RNA-DNA hybrid ribonuclease activity
Source: RefSeq, a predicted model, not a curated record